AUGCUGCUCCGACGCCAUAUUUACCGUGGGACUGUGGUGCUUGUUGCUACUCCACCGCCAGAAACCACCCAGUGGCCCGACAAGUCCUCUUUUUUCUCUCUCUCUCCCCCUUCCGGGACUUUUCCUUUUUUCGAAAAGCACCCCCCGCCCUCCACCACCACCACCGCUUUUGCCGAGCACCAUGGCGGACAGAGGGGACGCAGUGUACCAGGCGAAACUCGCCGAGCAAGCGGAGCGAUACGAUGAAAUGGUGGAGUCGAUGAAGCAGGUGGCGAGCUUGGACAUGGAGCUGACGGUGGAGGAGCGGAACCUCCUGUCGGUGGCCUACAAGAACGUGAUUGGCGCGCGGAGAGCCUCGUGGCGGAUCAUCAGCAGCCUGGAGCAGAAGGAGGAGAGCAAAGCCAGCGAGGAGAAACUGACGAUGUACAAGGACUACCGGAAGCUGGUAGAGAAAGAGCUGAAAUCAAUCUGCAAAGACAUCCUGGAAGUACUGGACCAGCACCUCAUCCCAGCCUCCACCUCGGGCGAGUCCAAGGUUUUCUAUUACAAAAUGAAGGGAGACUACCACAGGUACCUGGCGGAGUUCGCCACGGGCAACGACAGGAAGGAGGCGGCCGAGAACAGCCUGGUGGCGUACAAAGCCGCCAGCGACAUCGCUUUCAACGAGCUCCCACCCACGCACCCCAUUCGCCUCGGACUGGCCCUCAACUUCUCCGUUUUCUACUACGAAAUCCUCAACUCGCCGGACCGCGCCUGCAGGUUGGCGAAGGAGGCGUUUGACCAUGCCAUUGCUGAACUGGACGCUCUGAGCGAGGAGAGCUACAAGGACUCCACGCUUAUCAUGCAGCUGCUACGUGACAACUUGACACUUUGGACCUCAGACUUGCAGGGAGAUGAUUCUUAAAGGGGACACGUCCUCAUUCUCGCUCCCUCCUUAAUAAACGUUGUGUUGUGACGAACAGAAUACAGAAGCACCACCGGAAGCAGAGGGAGAGGCCCAAUGAGACGCCACGAGCCCACAAUCCUCGUUCAACGCCCUCCCUGCCUCCCUCUCCUCCCAACACUCCCUCCACUUCUCCAUCCUUCGACUAUUUCUCUUCCAUUUCUCCCCUUCACUCCCACCGCCCUCAUCAAAAGACCCCGGCGCGGGGGUUUAACCCUUCAAGGCAAAUUUUUAUUUGAAUUUUUUUUUUCCUCAGAUGACUCUUGUUUGCAAGAUUGUGCCCUUUAAGGUCCACGUCCUCUUUUUGUUUUAGUUGUAUGCUUCAUGUUGUUGCCAACUAUGCUUGCCUGUCUUCGUAACACACACACACACACACAUACAAACACACAUGUAAGAGUUUAUUUAAGGUGAGUGUGUGUGGUGUCGCCGAGCGCUUUGUUUUGCAAAGAGACAACAAAGGGAAGCGCAGAACAACUCAAGUGCCCUCUUUAUAGAACCACCUCCGACAGGUCUCAUUGCUCAUCUUUUUUUCUUUUCUAUUGAGGUUCUAAUCAUGACAAACAGCAGAAUGUCGCCUCUCUGCUCUUGUCCGCUUGGACCAACUCGCGUACUAGGCAGGAUUCUGUAGUUGCGCUAACUAGGUAGUAAUGUCUGAAGUAGUAAUGUGGGAGGCCCAACACUCUUGAUUGUAUCAUAAAAAUGUUUUGCAUGGGCACAGAGUCGAACAGGGAUAAAAAAAAAAAAACAGUUUGGGAAAUGGAGGCCUGCUGUAUCUUAACUCUCCCCGCUGACCUCUUGAGGUUGACUCAUUUUUCUUCUUUCGCCUCCUUGUCAUUUAUCUCCUCUCUUCCUCCCGGUCGGUGUGUGUGUUACGUGAAUCUGAUUUGUACUACUGGAUGUUGUCACCGGAGCCACAAGUACCAUCUGUAUUCUUACUGAAAACACGGCAUGGAAUUAACAUUAAACUUCAAACUGAAAGAA
Molecule: messenger RNA, 1924 nt
Organism: Hippocampus zosterae (dwarf seahorse)
Lineage: Eukaryota; Metazoa; Chordata; Actinopteri; Syngnathiformes; Syngnathidae
Product: 14-3-3 protein epsilon
Exons: 7
Coding region: 182-904 (240 amino acids)
Biological process (GO): signal transduction
Cellular component (GO): cytoplasm
Source: RefSeq, a predicted model, not a curated record